ACUACACCAUAAGUGGUUUCUUCCAACCGACGCCCAAUCGCCCUGUCAAUCAAAUCCCAGGCUCAGACGACCAGACUCCAGGCCCAUGGGACAUUUUCCACACAGCUGUGCUUUCCAAAUACGUAGACAGACUCUACUGACAACAAGAUGAGUGAACAUUCCACGUCCAACUCUCCUGCCCCCCUCCCCACACCUCAGAGGUCUACUUCAAUAUCCCCUGCAAACUCCACCUGUUCCACCAGCAACGUGACUAAAGCCCCGCUCUACGGAACCGUUAUCCCAAACAGAGUAUUCGUGGGCGGGAUAGCGUAUAACUGUUCAGAGCAGGAGUUGCGGGAUUUUUUCAGCCAGUUUGGUGCCGUGAGGGACACGAAGAUCAUCGCUGAUAGAGCGGGAGUCAGCAAGGGCUAUGGUUUUGUGACCUUCGACAGCCAGGAGGCAGCUGACAAGGCACAGCAGAACGACAACCUGAUGUUUAAAGACAAAAGGUUGAAUGUAGGCCCGGCCAUCAGAAAGCAGUCUCCUUCCCUUCCAUCACCUUUCCGUCCAGAGUCUUCCUGUUCGCCCUACUUGGCGGAUAUUGGUCCCAGUACUUCGUUUGUUAACAACUGGAGUCUGCCGUAUGGGUACAUGUGCCCAGAUAGCUACCUGCCUCAACAGACAAUAGUCGGUCCCUCAGUGCCUCCAUCGCUGAGCCCCGCCCCGAUCAUGCUGCCGGCUGGACCACCGACCCACCAACCCUGCAACAUGUACAUGCCACAGGGCCCACCACAACAGUCCUACUACCCCAACACUGCUGCAGGACAGCAGUACAGUACAUCUGGCAGGGAGUGGGCUCCUCAGUCUCCACCAGCAGCCAUGCAGGCACCCCAGCCCAUGACUUUUGAUGGCUACGGUCCUGUGUACCAGGAGAUGGUACCUGUGGAGAUGAAUCCAUAG
This is a messenger RNA of Branchiostoma floridae (Florida lancelet), 939 nucleotides long. Its product is annotated as protein boule-like. NCBI's taxonomy places the organism in Eukaryota, Metazoa, Chordata, Leptocardii, Amphioxiformes, Branchiostomatidae. Gene Ontology annotation, molecular function: RNA binding. The record is from RefSeq and is a predicted model, not a curated record. The transcript is spliced from 11 exons. The coding region runs from base 148 to 939 and encodes 263 amino acids.